Messenger RNA from Cyphellophora attinorum, 606 nucleotides. RefSeq lists its product as uncharacterized. The transcript is spliced from 3 exons. The record is from RefSeq and is a predicted model, not a curated record. NCBI's taxonomy places the organism in Eukaryota, Fungi, Ascomycota, Eurotiomycetes, Chaetothyriales, Cyphellophoraceae. Bases 1 to 606 code for a protein of 201 amino acids.
AUGGCGGCCUCCACGAACAAGCAGGAUGUCCAGGAGAGAGUGAGAGAACUCUUCGACUUCAUAGAAAAGCAGGGCCAGGCCGAUUAUAUCGGCGAAGCAGUGUCACAGCUCCAGCACUCUUUGCAGGCGGCGCAGUACGCGGUAGAUUCCCAUGCAGACGACGAUACUGUUUUGGGCGCGCUACUCCAUGAUAUCGGACGCUUCAUACCAGCCUCGGAGAAAAUGCCGGCGCAGAUUGCUGCAGAUGGAACCUUCGUGGGUCGAGCCAGCCAUGAAAUCAUUGGGGCUCAAUAUUUGAAGCAGCUUGGCUUCAACGACAAAGUCUGCCAGCUGGUCGAGGCGCAUGUUAUGGCCAAGAGAUACCUGGCCACUGAUCAAGACUAUUACAACAGUCUCAGUAAGUCCAGCAAGGCAACGCUCAGGUACCAAGGUGGUAUCUUCAACGACGCACAGAAGCGUGAAGCGGAAAAGGAUCCUUACCUGCAAGAUAAGCUUAUGGUCCGCCGAUGGGAUGACCUAGCUAAAGACCCUGACGCUGUCACGUUGCCUCUCAGCUACUACGAAGACAUGGCUGUCAACAGCCUCAUGCGCACACCUCAUGGAUGA